CCCAGUCUCCGGGCGAAGAGGCGGGGUGUGGGGUGCAGUUAAAAGGCGCCGCGGCGGGAGACAGGUGUCGCGGCCCCGCAGCGCCCGCGCGCUUGUCUCUCGGACUCCGAGCCUCUCGGCUGCGCCGGGCCCAGGACCCGCCCAGGAGCGCGGGAGCCCCAGCGCCGAGACCCCAGCCCCGGCCGCUGCCUCCCGACGCAGAGCAAACCGCCCAGAGGAGAAGAUGGAUUGGAACACGCUGCAGACGAUCCUGGGGGGUGUGAACAAACACUCUACCAGCAUUGGAAAGAUCUGGCUGACCGUCCUCUUCAUUUUUCGUAUUAUGAUCCUCGUUGUGGCUGCGAAGGAGGUGUGGGGAGAUGAGCAGGCCGACUUUACCUGCAACACCCUGCAGCCCGGCUGCAAGAAUGUGUGCUACGACCACUACUUCCCCAUCUCCCACAUCCGGCUGUGGGCCCUGCAGCUGAUCUUCGUGUCCACGCCGGCCCUCCUGGUGGCCAUGCACGUGGCCUACCGGAGACACGAGAAGAAGAGGAAGUUCAUCAAGGGGGAAAUAAAGAGUGAAUUUAAGGACAUCGAGGAGAUCAAAAGCCAGAAGGUCCGCAUCGAAGGCUCGCUGUGGUGGACGUACACCAGCAGCAUCUUCUUCCGGGUCGUCUUCGAAGCCGUCUUCAUGUAUGUCUUCUACAUCAUGUACGACGGCUUCGCCAUGCAGCGGCUGGUGAAGUGCAACGCCUGGCCUUGUCCCAACACUGUGGACUGCUUUGUGUCCCGGCCGACGGAGAAGACUGUCUUCACAGUGUUCAUGAUUGCAGUGUCUGGAAUUUGUAUCCUGCUGAAUGUCACUGAAUUGUGUUAUUUGCUAAUUAGAUAUUGUUCUGGGAAGUCAAAAAAGCCAGUUUAAUGCAUGGCCCAGUUGUUAGAUUAAAAAAUAGACAGCAUGAGAGGGAUGAGGCAACCUGUGCUCAGCUGUCAAGGCUCAGUCGCCAGCAUUUCCCAACACAAAGAUUCUGAUCUUAAAUGAAACCCCUGUAGGCCUCACGUGAAACUCCAGAUACCACAAUGGAGCUCUACUCUCCUAAAGCCUCAAAACAAAGGCCUAAUUCUAUGCCUGUCUUAAUUUUCACUUAAGUUAGUUCCAAUGAGACCCCCAGCUGGUAGGGGUUAUUGGUGUAAGGUACUUUCAUAUUCUAAACAAAGGAUAUUGGCAUUUGUUUCUCUUUCUCUGAGGACAAGAGAAAGGCCAGGUUCCAUAGAGGACUCGGAGAAGGUCUGGGUGUCCUCCUGGGGUUCUUUUUGCCAAUUCCCCCCACAUUAAAGAUGAACAUAGAGAAUCUUGGUACUUUUAUUCACUUUGGACGUUUUAAUCUCUAACGGUGGACAAAGUUACCAGUGCCUUAAACUCUGUUACAUUUUUUGUAAGUGAAAACUUUAUAGUACGAUAGGUUAUUUUAAGGUAAAGAUGUUCUGGAUAUCAUUAUAUGCACCCCUGUUUCAGAGGCUCAGACUGUGAUAUGUAAAUGGGAUGUCAUUAGCUACUAUGGUUUCAUUUGAAAUACGGCCUUUUGGUUGUGACUACUUUGCAGUGCAGCUGAAAGGCUGUCCGUUGCAUUCAUUGUGGUCACAGCACCUGACAACACUGCAGCCUCAAUCGAGUGAGACAGACUAGAAGUUCCUAGUGACGGCUUAAGAUAGCAAAUGGCCUCAUGUCGAAUAUUUAGAUGUAAUCUUGUGUAAGAAACCCAGACUGGAUGUACUGCCAGCUACGACCUGUAACGACGGGCCUGCUCAACAUGGCUCCCUCUCCCAUGACUGUGGGACAUGGCAACCAGCAUCAGAAGGAGCGCUGAUUUAAAGAGGUCGCUUGGGAAUUUUACUGACACAGUACCAUUUAAUGGGGAGGACAAAAUGCGGCAGGGGAGGGAGGCGUUUCUGUUGUUAACAAACAGAUUUGGAAAGACUGGAUUCUACAUUCUCUUGAUUAAAGAUGAGCUUUGUCUACUUCAAACGUUUGUGUGCUUCCGCCUUCAACCUCCAACUUUUUAAGUGAAAAUAGAGCUAAUAACACUUGAGAAGAAUAGAAGCUAAGGUUUAGAUAAAUAUUGAGCAGAUCUAUAGGAAGAUUGAACCUGAAUAUUGCCAUUAUGCUUGACACGGUUUCCCCAAAAAUGGUACUCCACAUACUUCAGUGAGGGCCAGGAUUUUCCUGCCGUCAAGAAUGGCAUGGAAAAGCAUUUUGUGGUAAUAAAUAAUAGCUUUAAUGAUAUGCUUGAAACUAAAAUAAUUUUGUAAUGUGUCAAAUACAUUUAAAAUAUUAAAAUAUCUAUAAUAAU
This is a messenger RNA of Sapajus apella (tufted capuchin), 2333 nucleotides long. RefSeq names its product gap junction protein beta 2 (gene GJB2). Gene Ontology annotation, cellular component: connexin complex. The record is from RefSeq and is a predicted model, not a curated record. The transcript is spliced from 2 exons. The coding region runs from base 224 to 904 and encodes 226 amino acids. Gene Ontology annotation, biological process: cell communication. Lineage: Eukaryota; Metazoa; Chordata; Mammalia; Primates; Cebidae.